CUAGAACAUGAACUCCCGUAUCAGAUUCCAUAGCCAAGCUAAAACCACAAAUAUAUAGUAGAAAAGCCGAGAGAGAGAGAGAGAGUGUGUGUGUGAACCAUGAAGAAAACUAGCCUUCUCUUCUCCCUUCUCUUCCUCGCUGCCGCCGCCACGUUCUGCUCUGCUGCACGCGACCUGGACGCGGAGCUAGCCAAGGGCAAGGGCCACGGUGGCGGCGGCGGUGGCGGAGCGGGCAUCCCUGGGUUCGGCUCCGAUCCGGGCGGGUUCUUUGGCCCCGGCGGCGGGUUCAACGUCCCCGGGUUCGGUGGCGGGUGGGGCGCGGGCUUCGGCGGUCCCUCCGGCGGGCACGCGCGCGGCGGGGUGGUGCGGCCCUCCGUCGUGUGCUCCGACAAGGGUCCCUGCUACAAGAAGCGGGUGACGUGCCCCGCGAAGUGUUUCUCCUCCUUCAGCCGGUCCGGCAAGGGCUACGGAGGCGGCGGCGGUGGUGGAGGGUGCACCAUCGACUGCAAGAAGCGGUGCGUCGCCUACUGCUGAGCGUUUGCUGCCUUCACGCGUUUCCCCCCUUCUGUGCAGUAUGUAGUCCGUAUGUAUUACAUCGAACGUUAUCUUCCCUUCGCUGCAGCAUAUUGGUACGUGAGACUAGUAAUAUGGUAAUGGCAUGUGCUCUGUGUUAUCACUUCAGGUUGGCUCUUAAUUAUGAAGACAAUAGUUAUGUAUGGAUUAUUACAUAUUUAUACAUAUAUGAUGGAUGAUAGAAGACAAGUGUCCUUAGUUUCA
Musa acuminata AAA Group (dessert banana) is the source of this 777-nucleotide messenger RNA. Its product is annotated as putative glycine-rich cell wall structural protein 1. The record is from RefSeq and is a predicted model, not a curated record. Lineage: Eukaryota; Viridiplantae; Streptophyta; Magnoliopsida; Zingiberales; Musaceae. The transcript has a single exon. Bases 100 to 534 code for a protein of 144 amino acids.